GCCCGCAGAGGCGCCGAGACCCCCGGGACGCGCCUAGCUCCGCGUCCCGGGGGUCUCGGGUGGGGGCCUCUCUUCCCCGCCGGGGGCCGGAGAGGUGGUACCCGCGCGGUGUCCUGCGCCGAUGGGGGCUGCGCGGUGCGGCCCCACGCCCUCCUCCCAGUCCCCUGAGGCCCAGCAGCCGGCUCGCAGUCCCGCACCUGCACCCGCACGCUCUGCCCCGCCACCUCCGAGGGCCUGGCGUCCCGGCAGAGGAGCCCGGGCUUCCGGGCACACGAUGACCGCCCCCCACUCCAGCACCGGCUGUCGGGCAACGUGGGGCCAGCCCUCUGGCCCCGGCUGGCGGAAUGCAGAAAGGGGAAGCGGCGCCCGCCGGGGUCUGCUUCCAGGGUGGAAGGCGCUGCAGCUGGUGGCUGCGGGGACCCAGCUGCGUUCCGGGCGGAACCGCCCGGGCCUCUCUGGCGCCGCUUCUGCGACAAGGACCGCCGAAAGACGCCGAGGCGCCUCUUUCCUCCCGGACCUUGUUCCUCUCAGAGCUGGUCCUCAGAGCCUUAGCCAAUCCCCACCCAUGCAGAAUUCCGAAACUGUCAUUUUGAAGGACAGAAGAAGUGUGGCCUAGAGAUGUUUUGUUGAACUGUUCCUCCAGCUAAUAAGGCGGCCCCCAGGCGUGGAGCGCCAAGUAGGGGGCUGCUAGGGGCAUGGGCUGGAAUGCGGGAAGGGGAGAGCUCAACCACUGCCCGGCGUGCCAAGGCCUGGGGACACCCGGACCCUCCGUAAUCACUCUCCCUCCUCGCCCCCCGCUCCGUGGCCGCAACCCACCAGGGGACCUCAGGGGACGCACUUGGACGGCCCCGCCCGCCGGCGCACUUGUCUCCAGCCCUCUCCGCUCCGUCUGGCGCACUGCGUGGUGCGCCUAGUUUCCCGAACCCCGCAGAGCCGCAGCUGCGUUGAGGACACACCGCACGCCUCCCGCGCUCUGGUCGGGGUGUCUCCGGGCCCACCCCCAGUGCAGGCCCUGGGGGGCGGUCGACGCCAGCGCGGCAGGUGCAGCCCAGAGGCCGCGCGCGGCUUCCAGGAGACCAGCAGAUGCUCCAGACUGGUGAGGCGGGCAGUUUCCCCCAGACCCGGGUCUGCGGGCUCUGAGCACUGACCGGACCCAGCCUAGGGGAGACAGGACCCUGGCCGUGACGCCUUCUCGGGAAAGGGAGGUGAGGCCGUGAGUAUACUUUAUUUAGAGCGCUAGCCUGGGAUCCAGACAGAGGC
This is a messenger RNA of Lutra lutra (Eurasian river otter), 1260 nucleotides long. RefSeq names its product translation initiation factor IF-2-like. The transcript is spliced from 2 exons. The coding region runs from base 122 to 616 and encodes 164 amino acids. Lineage: Eukaryota; Metazoa; Chordata; Mammalia; Carnivora; Mustelidae. The record is from RefSeq and is a predicted model, not a curated record.